AUUUAAUUAUAAAAAAAAAAUUUUAUCGAACGUUGGCUAUAAGAUUUACUACAAGAUUACUUAUUUAUACUUAAAAAAAAAACUUCAUAAAAAUACAAUAACGUCGUUAUAUGUAACCUUUCCAUUGUUACAUAAUACUACACAUUAAAUAUUUCCUUAGAAUUUAUUGAUUAUAUGUAUUGUCCGAGAAAUCUUAAAAAGUCUACGCAUGACAAAUCGUAAAUAUAUACGAUAUUCGCGAGUUCUUCUUCGUGUCACGUAAGCAGGUAGUUUCUGACUAAUCGAUGGAAAGGCAUCGAUCGUUCCUACGGCACAGGUGAAAUCGGCCAACGGUGAAAGGACCGCUCUCAGUCGAGCAGGUUAACUCUUGGUCCGACGACGUUGUUAUUUCUUCUACACGCUUCCGGCUUUCAAAGACUAUCAAAUACUUAUCGUAUACUUAUCUUUCAAUAAUCAGCGCUGUCGUUUUCAAAAUUCUAACAGGAUAGAGGAAACAAGUAAGAAAGGGAGAGAAAAGAGCAAAAGCUAUAAAUAUCUAACUGGUCGAUGUAUAGUACUAUGCGUUCGCUCAUAUGCGGGAAUUAUCAAGGUUAGCGCUAGUUUUCUGGGUCAUGUACAUGACCUUGAACAAGUUGAAUACGUACACCGCAAAGUUGUCCUUUUUGAAAAGAUUCGUUUGUUCAAUGAAAACAAAACAUUUUCGUUGGUAUGACUAAGCAAUUCUAAAUGUUCACAAAGAAAAUAUAUUAAAAUCGAUAAAAUGGCGGCGUCGACAGAACGUUCGAAGGAUCCCUACGAAAUGGGAUUUCUUUUAGCACCAAGAGUUCCUCAGGGUUUGGCAGCCGUAGUGGAAAGUUUAACAAGAGAGGUCUUACGACAACGUCCCGAAGACAUUUAUGUUUUUGCCGCUCGUCAUUUCGAGAAAUUGCUUACGCUUCGAGAACAAUACGAUGUCGUUGGUAAGAAAACAAGUGGGGAAUAUAAUUUUUCUAAUACAAUCAAAAGACGUAGCGAUUGCAAGGAGUCUAGAAAAAACAAACGAACAACGAAGGACAUCGGUACGACCAGUGGUUGGUCUUUGAAUGAAACGGCAAGAGUUCUUGAAAGGCAUCGAAAUAUUUUUGGAGAUGGAGAGAAGAGGAUAAGCACCGAGGAGGUGCGAGCACUUGCGAACGAGAAAAAUGGACGAUCGUCUUCUGGCACGAAAAAUAAACGAGAGAAAAAAAGAUCUUCCGACACUAGUCAAGAAUAUUCGAGAGAUCAUCCGAAAGCAACUACAGAUAAUAAUGAUUCUUUGAGACUCGAUCGUAGCGCGAAGACGCUUAAGAUCAUUUCUCAAAUACCAACGGUUUUAACUCGUAACUCUGGUACAAAAAAUAUCAAGAUGGAACUUAGAAAAAAUAGAUUAAGUGGUAGUUUAAGGGAAAAAAGUACGGAUUCUUCGAACGAAAGCCAAUUUCCAGAGCAAAUUAGCGAUAUUUCGAGAAAAUCUACGGGGAAAGCUGAACGUGCCGAAUUAGUACAGAAUUUUGAAGAGAAACAAAUAAACAAGAGGACGAUUCGUCGUAGUGAAAGCGUCGAAAGAAAUUCGAGCCGAUCAAGCCGGUCACGGAGAAAGAAAGAUAAUUUUUCCGAACUUAUUCCGGAUAGAAAAGAAUUAUCUAAAGCUCAUAGUAUGGAUCAGGUGAAAGAAUAUGUUGUCCGUACGUUCGGCUCUGUUAAAAAUAUCAAUGAACUUGAUAUGAGUUAUGUAGAACAAGUCCAAGACGUGAUUGAUAGAAACAUACCGAUAAUUAAAGAAAAGAUUGAAGAACUCAAGAGCGAUGUUUUAUCAAAGAAAUCAAAAAGAUCGACUUUUAAUACGGAAAAAUCAAAAAAACGUGGAAGUAGACCUAACACUUCAGAAAAUGAUACUCGUUCGAAUGAAGACCAAGAAAGACACCGUAAUAAGAGAAGUUCCAGUGUUGAUUCGACAGAUUUUAGAAGACAAGACGAUACCUUGGAAGGCAGACUGAUCAAUACUCAAAACAUUUUAGAGGGCAUUUCGUCGAAAUGUUAUUCAAAAUCUCAAAAUGUAAAUUACCGGUCUAAAUCAACUAACGGUCAUACAAACGAAGAAGACAACAGGUAUUCGACGUUAGAAGGAAGUUCAAAGAUUACCUUGCCAGCUGUGAGACCGGCGUCUUCCAAAAGUUCAAGGAGUCUUUCGCGCAACGAAUCAGAUAAUUUGAUUUUGCCACCGAUUUCACCGGACACCGGUAAGAUUCCAAAGAAGAAGGACGACAUGACAUUACCAACGUUGUCACCUAUGACAACCGAAACCUCAGUUUCUUCUUCGUCUCUUCGAUUAGAAGAGAAAGAGAAUAAUUCGGUGGAUAACAAAACUGGCGAUCUUGGAGAUGAAAUAUUACAAUUAUCAACGUCGAUCAAGGAAGAUAUCACGUCGACAAGAAAAAUGUUAGAGAAUGUCAACGACGCACUAAAAGCACCGAUGACGUCCGACGAUAAAGAUAAAAUGGAUCAAGAAACGUCUUCCAUGAGAGAUACAACAAAUGACGAAGUGGAAGAUUCCGUCCAGGAGACGAUCGAGAAGUUUGACGGAAUUCUUGAUGAAAAAAUAUUAGAAGAAAACAUACAAGUUGAAGAAAUUUUCAAAGACAGUUUAAACGUUACACCAGAUAGUAUCGAUAUUCCUCCGACCCCAGAUUCUUUAGAGCCACCGAUCGAAGAUGAACAAUCAGCUACGCUCAAUUCUCAUCUUUCGACGGUUGAAGAAGGAAUGGAACUUAAACAAAAAUUGAUUGAGAUUCAAGAGAUAGAACGUAACGUCGAAAAAGUGAUAGAUUCUUUCGAGGAUUCCAUUAAAAAGGAUGAAGUUAAGAGCCCAAAACUAAUGAUCGUCGAUAAAGAUUCAAAAGAUUCAAUUGUUGUAGAAGCUAAAGAACCUCUAGAAGAAAGAGUUAAAGAAAUAAUAAAAGAAGAAACGACUGAUUUAAGUAGUUCGAGAAAAGGAUCUCCAACAAAUACGCCAAAAUCGAACGAUGACAUGGAUGAAAAUCCUAUCGAUCAGAUAAAAUAUAAAUCCGAAAAUGAAUCGGAUAAUAUAAAUAUUCCACAACUUGUUAUGGCGAAUGAUGAUGGAUCAACAGGACAAAUCGAAAGUGGUAAAUCAGAAGUAACUGAAUCUGGUGACGAAGUGGAAGAUAUUAAAGAAAUUACUGCAAACGUUGGUGAUGAAGGUAUUACUAAUGAAUAUAAAAAUUCCCCAUUAUCGUCGAACGGAAAAGAAAUAAACGAUUUGCUUCGUCUUUCAUUAUCUUCUUCGCCAAAAGAGAUUCCAUUUUCAUAUAUCCUCACGGAAGGUUCUCCAGUUGAAAUUCCAGAUUUUGUGACAACAGUAAUUAUUCCAGAAAGAUCACCUUCCACGCCGGAAUUUGAUCUCGAUAACAAAGAAGAAGACGUUGAACUACAGGAUGAAAGACGUAAACGUGCCGUGGAAAGUUUCGGUGAAUAUAUACAACCGGAACAAACAGAAUGUUCUACCGUUGAUAUAGAUUUCAUUCGUGGUAUAAAGGCUGGUCAUGACAUUGCCAUAGUUCGACAAGAUCUCGAUGGUAUCAAAGAGGAAGAGGAAUACGAUGAAGAGAAACUAGUGAAAUUAAUGGAUGAAGAAGACAAAAAUGAGAAAGAAAUGAAAAAGGAUCAUUCACCUUUAUUGGAACAUAUUUCAGAGAAUGAAGAAAACGAGGAGACUGGUGAGAAUGAUAAAAAGGAGACAAAAAUCAUUCCUAUUGUUGAAACAGAAAUAGAAUUAGAGAAUCAGACCAACGAUAGAGAGGAAAUUAUAGAAAAUGUAAACGUAAUUGAAAAUUCAUUAGAAUGUGAAGAAAGCACGGAAACUGCCGAUGGCACUUCGGAAUCAACAAAUGAAGUUAAAGAGACUACAAUAACCGAUCGCUCAACCGAUAGUUUAUCUUUAGAUCCCGCAAGGCCAAUAGUACCGGAAUUAAAUUUGGAUUCUUUACGUGAUAUUACAAUAUCAUCUUUUAAAAUGAACGAUGCUGACGAAACUAUAUCGUUGAUGGAGCUAACUUUAUCGGAAAAAGAAAAAGCUGACAUUGAACAGGAUGUUGAGACAAAGGAAGAAGAAAAUUCUGAUAGUGGUCACAAAGAAGAUACUUCGGCAAUGGAAACGAUUUCAAUGGAUGAAAAACCUAUGGAAAUGGAAACAUCUUUAAUUAAUUUAGAAAGUGAGGGAAUAAACAAGGAAGAACAUUCGAUUUCACCUGAAGAAAUUAUUAGAAACAAAGAGGAAGUGUUGAUUACUUCUAGCGAAAGAAAAAUUCAGCCUCUCUUAUCCGAGAACAUUGAACAAUGUGAUACUAUUAAAAGCGACUCUUCGCCUCUCGGGUAUUUAGAACUAGAAGAAAAUGCGACUGAUCUAGACACCGAGGAAGAAAUAGCAAAAGAAUUGAUAGAAAUCGAUCGUGCCGAAAAUCUUAUUCUUUUUAAAGAGACUCCAACUAUUUCGGAAGAUAAUCUUGAGAAAUCUCACGAAAUCUUGGAUUCGAAUGGUACGAUCAAAGAUCAAGAGGUUUCAACGAUCGUUGAAGAAGAAGAUCUAAAGAUCAAGGAUGAGAAACAAUGUAAAGAUGCUAUCUCUCCUAAAAGCGAAAGUUUUACUACUUCGACAGAAAAUUUAAAAAAGAUCACAAAUACUAAAGAUGAGAAAGAAAAUAUUUCUGAAAGGAUGGAAUCGAAAAAGUCAAGCGAUAACGAGGAGAAAGAUCAGUCGAAUAAAAGUCAAAAUGAUAAUGUGAGAUCCGAUACUUCUGAGACAGCUUUUGAAGAAUUCGAUACAAAUGAGCUCGAUACAAAAUUGGCUGAAAAAAAAGAAUAUCACCUUUACGUAACGAAUCUUAUGGCAACUAAAAGUCAAGAGGAUACUUCGGAAAGUAGCAGUACACUUCACUCGGCUGUUACGAAAAUUCAAGCCGGUGUUCGUGGUUUCUUAACGCGAAAGAGACUUCAAGAAAAUAAUCGUCUUGAUUCUACUUUAGAUAAUGUACCAUCUAUCCAAGAAAGUGUUACAGAAGAUCCACAAAUCACUGAUUUUAAAUCUGUAUCAGAAACAAUGGUUGACUCACCAGUUAAAUCGACAAAUGCAUUAUCAUCAACGACUACAUCAGAGAACGAAAUGAUCGUGGAGGAGCAAGGAGAGAUACCAAUGACGAAGACAAUUUCAAUGCCAAUAAAACAACGGCAAUGUCUUCGCCGUGAAGAUGCUAUGCAAACAAAUACUUUAUCAAUGGAAAAUGCUUUUGCAUCGGGUAGAGUUCAACAUACUGGUGAAUUUCAUGACUGUUUACCAUUACCUGUUCUAGAAUCUGCUGAAAUAACAAAAUCUACGAGUCUUUCUCAAAAUGAAAAUAAAGACGAAGAUGCGAAGGAAAAAUUAAUCGAUCAGCAAAUAAAAUCUACGAGAGAAGAGAUUACCAUCGAGUCACCGACUGAUUUAACGUCGGAAUCGAACGAACAUGAUAAUUAUGAAAAUAUUGAAAAUAUAGAUAGAACUCCAACAGAUUUUGUAAAGGAUUUAAGCAAUCUAUUUGGCGGAUUGCAUCCAAAAGACUUGACCAAACUUUUAGUAGGUCAAGUCAAUACACCAAUCAUGUUAGGACUCGUAGAUAUUGUUCCAAAUUCAGUAGUAGGUACAAACUCGAAUGUAAUAUUCGAAGCGAAUAUGAAUAUAAAUGCUAACGACGAUCGAACACGGUCUGUCAAGGAUGACUCGACUUCACAAAAUCGGUACUUGAAUUUCAUAACCAGUGUUGAAGAUAGCGAAUCAAGUCACGUUAAGGACACCGUGCAAGAAUACGAUGAUCAUUCGAAUGAUCAUAGUAUACAAAGCCUACGAGAACCUCUGGCCCUUCCUGGAACACCGGAAGGUGUUUUAAUAGAGGAACUUAGUAGUCUAGACAGUACGACUAUAUCAAAACUUCAAGACACUUCUUUCAAUUCUACCAGCUUGGAAUCUGCUACGAUGGAUCGUGAAUCUAUUGAAAAAUCAAUAAUAGAUUCAGAGAUUUCAUUGAAAUUAUUAGACAAAUCCGAUAAUGUGAAAUCUGAAGGAACUAGAACCCAAGAUAAUGUCCCGAUUACAGAAGAAAGCGUUACUCUUACAUCUACAAAACUAUCAACGAUAAGAAGUGAAAGUGACGAGCACACAGAAUUAUCGAAGAGUCCAAAAGAAGAGAACGUUGAAAAUAAAGACGAGAUGGUAAACGAUAAUGGCGAACAAUUAUUUAACAAUGAAAAAAUUGAUGAGGCAAAUGGGAAAACCAUCGAACAGUCAAGGAUUACGAAUCUUUCUUCAGAGAUCGUAGAAGUUGAUAAUGAUGAAAAUAAUGCAUCAUGUUCGGAUGAUAAAGAUGAAAAUAAUGUAGCAAGUUCGGAUGAUAAUAACGAAAAUAUAGCAACAAGUUCGGAUGAUAAUGAUGAAAAUAAAGAAGCAAGUUCGGAUGAUAAAGAUGAAAAUAAAACAGCAAGUUUAGAUAAUAAAGAUGAAAAUAAAGCAACAAGUUCGGAUGAUAAAGAUGAAAAUAAUGUAGCAAGUUCGGAUGAUAAUGACGAAAAUAAAGCAGUAACAAGUUCAGAUGAUAAUGAUGAAAAUAAAGCACCAAGUUCGGAUGAUAAUGAUGAAAAUAAAGCAGCAAGUUCGGAUGAUAAAGAUGAAAUGAAAGCAGCAAGUUCGGAUAAUAAUGAAAAUAAAGCAGCAAGUUCGGAUGAUAAAGAUGAAAAGAAACCAGUAAGUUCGGAUGAUAAUGAUAAAAAUAAAGCAGCAAGUUCGGCUGAUAAUGAUGGAAAUAAAGAAACAAUAAAUUUGAGUAGAGCACACGUGCAAACGGCCUGCUCUAAAAUUACAAAUUGGAUAUAUCAAGUCUGUGGGGCUAUGCACGACAAUACAACUAAUCGAAAGCAACCUCCUUUAGUAUUAGUGAACUUUCUUAUUUAG
Molecule: messenger RNA, 7015 nt
Organism: Vespa mandarinia (Asian giant hornet)
Lineage: Eukaryota; Metazoa; Arthropoda; Insecta; Hymenoptera; Vespidae
Molecular function (GO): protein binding
Source: RefSeq, a predicted model, not a curated record